AUGGUUUCUAGGGAAUACUCAUGUCUUUUCGCACGCAACAGCGACAAGAAGAACAAGACAUGGAGGGACGGUGUCAUAUCUGUACAUGCUACACAUCGAUUUGCGCGUGUUUCACUCUAUGAAAUAAACGGUCACAAUAGUGCCGUUGAUUCGGCUAUUGAUGCUUUCGACUUGUUUAAUCGUGACUACGAUAACUUGACAGGCGAGACAAUCACAUCUCCCAGAUUUAUCAUCAAGGUGUUAGGUGUCAACACGGAUUUUAAAAAGACAACUGAUGAUCGCAUCCCGCCCGCGUUGGAGAGCGUGAGGUCGUUUCUGCCGGCGAAGCGCAUCUCUCGCACCCCGGCGCUAGGAACCUGCCGCGCAUUCAAGAAGUAUUGCGCUACGCAGGAUACUACACCAAAUUCUCUGCAGGCCCUACCUGGUGCGCUAAGGGGCUGCGGUAAUGGUUCUAACGAGUUGCAUUCUCUUGCUAACACGGGCAGAUGUACGGAAAUCACAACGAUUACGGAUAGAAACACAUAUCGCGCUACAAAUAAAAGCACUAUGGGCGUAGCUUUUUCUCAUCCAAGUUCGGAAUCUAUGCGUGAGUCAGUGUCGCCUUAUUCAUCAAAGAAAAUUGUCGAUACCAUAUCCUUAUCGCUUCACGAUGCGGAAACUAGGAACCCACCGUCACCUGUGAUAUCACCGAACUCGACUUCAAUGUUGACGCGAACUUUUGCCGUAAACAGAUCGACACAAGUGCCUGUAACAUUGCCGACAAUUAGUGUUAUGGACGCCAAAUGUGCUAUCGGCCCGGUUGAUGGGACAGAGAAGCAAUUUUGCGAAGCGGGAUCUGGUUUCAAGAACACAUCACCAACACAGAGGUGCUGCGACCUUAAGGAGAAUGCUCCGCCGCAGGAACCUGCAGUAGUUAGUUUGGGCAACGAGAUGAUGGUGAACCUUUUGCAAACGGCGGACGACAUAUUGUACGCUCAUAAAAGUUUUGAUGAAGCGCCCAUUGUGGAUGCAGAACUCAUUGGCUGCAUAGAGUCCGCAUUAGACCAUUUGGGUAACUUGCAGGCAGGAUUGUAA
Babesia ovata is the source of this 1074-nucleotide messenger RNA. RefSeq lists its product as uncharacterized. Bases 1 to 1074 code for a protein of 357 amino acids. The record is from RefSeq and is a predicted model, not a curated record. NCBI's taxonomy places the organism in Eukaryota, Apicomplexa, Aconoidasida, Piroplasmida, Babesiidae. The transcript has a single exon.